Messenger RNA from Syngnathoides biaculeatus (alligator pipefish), 3624 nucleotides. It is a transcript of the gene wdr20b, whose product is annotated as WD repeat domain 20b. Lineage: Eukaryota; Metazoa; Chordata; Actinopteri; Syngnathiformes; Syngnathidae. The transcript has 4 exons. Gene Ontology annotation, molecular function: protein binding. The coding region runs from base 683 to 2587 and encodes 634 amino acids. The record is from RefSeq and is a predicted model, not a curated record.
UUUUUCUGGUGGCAAAUAUGUAUUUUAUUUGUAGUAGUAGCCGUAGUUAGUAAGGAUAAACGCUUCGACAGUACUGUAAGCAUAUGACACUUGCAACAUUCCAUGUUAUGUAAUUCAAAUAGUAACAGGAGUAGAAAGUUCUACCAGCAGGCGGCUCGUGCAGUGUCGCAACAGAAGCCACACACUGCAUAUUUAAAUGGUGGUGGUAUUAUUAUUCAUACAUACAUUAUUUAAAAAAAACAUAAUAGAGGCCAUAAUUUAUAUCAAAAAAUACAAAUAUGGCAACCAGUAACCACAUUUUACACGUUUUGAUAAUGUAGGGGAAAGUGGCUCUAAAAAAAAUUUCAACAUAUUUGUAAAACUUUUGAAAUAUUUCCCCUGACAUUUGUUUUUGUUCAUACAUUUUUGCAUAUGUCGAAUAAUGUUUACACAAUGAAUGCUCGCAAUGGUUGUAUCAUAUAUACAUGUAAAUACGGAAUACAUAUCUGUACUACUUUUGACAUUGAUUCAAAAUCAACAACAACAAAACUGUUUAUCUUUCGUCUUUCGCCUCACGUGACUCGUGAUGAUCGCUAGUGCGCAUGCCCGUCACACUCCGUCCCCGCCCCCCUGGCACCCGAUUCGCACAUGCGCCGUCCGCAACAUCCGGGAACCCGGACAAGGAUGAACGGCGACUUUCAAGAUGGCGGCGGAGGGAGGAGGGAAGGAGACGAACGACAUUAAAACGCAAUUCACCACCCGGGAGGGGGUCUACAAACUCCUCACGCACUCCGAGUACAGCCGCCCGAACCGGGUCCCCUUCAACUCGCAGGGCUCCAACCCCGUCAGGGUCUCGUUUGUCAACGUCAACGACCAGUCGGGGAACGGCGACAGGAUCUGCUUCAAUGUGGGCCGGGAGCUCUACUUUUAUAUCUACAAAGGUGUGAGAAAGGCCGCCGACCUGAGCAAGCCCAUAGACAAGCGGAUCUACAAAGGCACGCAGCCCACGUGCCACGACUUCAACCCGCUCACCGCCACCGGCGAGAGCGUCUCGCUGCUGGUGGGCUUCUCGGCGGGCCAGGUGCAGCUCAUCGACCCCAUCAAGAAGGAGACCAGCAAGCUCUUCAACGAAGAGAGACUCAUCGACAAGUCUCGGGUGACGUGCGUGCGAUGGGUCCCCGGUUCUGAGAGCUUAUUUCUGGUGGCCCAUUCAAGCGGGACCAUGUAUCUGUACAACGUGGAGAACACGUGCGGCACGGCGGCGCCCCACUAUCAGCUCCUCAAGCAGGGGGACAACUACGCCGUGCACACCUGCAAGAGCAAGUCGGGUCGCAACCCUUUACUGCGCUGGACCGUAGGCGACGGCGCGCUCAACGAGUUUGCCUUUUCCCCGGACGGUAAGUUCCUGGCGUGCGCCAGCCAGGACGGCUACCUGCGGGUGUUCGGCUUCGACGCCGCGGAGUUGCACGGCACCAUGAAGAGCUACUUCGGCGGCUUGCUCUGCGUGUGCUGGAGCCCCGACGGGCGCUACAUCGUGGCGGGCGGGGAGGACGACCUGGUGACCGUGUGGUCGUUCUCGGACUGCAGGGUGAUCGCGCGGGGGCACGGACACAAGUCGUGGGUGAGCGUCGUGGCGUUCGACCACUGCACCACCAGCGUGGAGGAGGGCGGCGAGCCCCCCGCCGAGUUCAGCGGCAGCGACGAGGACUUUUACGAGCAUAUUCACUUUAGCGCGGGGAGGGACCGGGCCAACAGCGCCCACUCCCGGCUUUCCAAGAGGAACUCUACGGACAGUCGGCCAGUGAGCGUGACGUACCGAUUCGGGUCCGUGGGCCAGGACACGCAGCUGUGUCUGUGGGACCUCACCGAGGACAUCCUCUUCCCUCACCUCCCUUUGUCUCGCACCAGGACUCACACCAACGUCAUGAAUGCCUCCAGCCCCCCGGCCACCGGCGGAAACACUAUUUUCACUUCCAGCGCCAACGGCAAAGACAACGUUAGCAAUAGCAGCACCGGCGGCAACACGCCAAACUCCCUCCCGGGGACGCUGCCUCGCUCCAACAGCCUACCGCAAUCCUCCAAUCCGGCGGUGGGCGGCAGCACCCCGAACAGUCACACGGGCAGCAGCUGCAGCAGCAGCGGUAGCGCCGCCGCCACCGUCCUGCCCUCAAAGGGCGGCGGCGGCAUCAUGGACAGCGCCCUGAUCGCCGCCGGCGUGGGCAAGUUCGCCACCCUGUCGCUGCACGAGACGCGCAAGGAGCGACCGGAGAAGGAGCACAAGCGCAUGCACAGCGCCGGUCACAUCGGCAGCAAGAGUGGCGAGAAACUCAGCCAGCUGGGCGCCUCGCGCUCAGCGGCGACCAAAGGCGACACCGCCAAGACGCUGGGCACGCCGCUGUGCCCCCACAUGGAGGAGGUGCCGCUGCUGGAGCCGCUGGUGUGCAAGAAGAUCGCCCACGAGAGACUGACGGUGUUGAUCUUCCUGGAGGACUGUCUGGUCACGGCCUGCCAGGAGGGCUUCGUUUGCACCUGGGCCAGGCCCGGGAAAGCGGGGCUGCUAUCAUCUCAAAACAACCCCGCCAACUCCCCCAGCGGAACCGUAGUAUAGCCGUCCCACCCCGGGCCAGACGCGGUUCGCGGAAACUCGACGCCUUCAGCCCGCGGUAAAACGGGUGCUAUUUGGCAAAGGAUUCAGGAGCUUUAAGGUUCUUAUAGGAAGGGCUGACUGGUUCGCCGUCACGCCUCCGGCCGUGUUCUCCCGUUUCUCCAUUUCACGUACUGGGCCAUCUUAAAGGGAACAAUAUUUUGGAAGCGGCUGCAUAUACUCUUUUUAACGGAGGUAAAUACUUCCUUAAAUCACACAAAGUGUAUUUGCACAAAUUUUGCUGCCCUUCCUCCCUGGUGGUUUUUUUUUAAAUUCAUAGCAGCAGAACACAAGCAGAUCUCGGAAGCACUUGGCUUAUCGGCACCCUUCGUCUCCCACUGGAUGCUGCGAUCCUGUUUUAUUAUUAUUAUUAUUUAGGAAAACUCAUGUUUGCACUUAACAGUUUGUUGUUCGAAGGAGAAUGGAUGUAUUGUUUUUUGGGGAGUGUUCAAUAGAAUUAAGAACCUUUGUACUGAUUUUUUUUUUUUUUGACAUGGAACAGACUCUGUAUAGUAUGUAAAUACUGUACGGCAAUGAUUCAUUCAUUUUGAGAAAAAAAUAGCUUAUUUCUAAUACAGAAUCUAAUAUUAAAGUGAAUCCUGAAUAUGCAGAUUUUUUUUCCCCUCCUUCCUCAUUUCCGUUGUACAGAAAGAGAGUUCAGGUGUAUUUUUUCUUAACGCAACGUUUGGUUAUAAUAUAGAAGAUGCUUUUAUCUAACGGCUAGUGGCGAACGUUCGUGUUCAGCCGUCAUUCCGAGCUCAGGUAAAACGUGCGCUUGCCUAUCGUGUGAAUUGACUCCCACCCAAGGCAACUCCUCUGUGUGAGCGGCGUGGUUAUGAUGAUGAUGAUGAUUAUUAUUUUUGAAAAUAACACUGUGUUGAUUCAUGCUAGAGCUGGACGUUGCUCUAGGGCGUUUCUCCUCUAGCGCCCACAAGAGGAAAGACUUUGAACGGUGGCAGCCUUUUUCCUCCAUGUGACGCCUAUUAAACAGUUUGACUAUA